AUAAAAAAAUAAAAAAUAUUGAGAGAUCAGUUCAAGUCACAUUCUCACUAUAAAUCACCAUUAGAUUCAAUCUGUAGAGCAGGACAGUUAGAACUCUGAAUUACACUAAAAAAGACUUGGGGUGGGGACUGUACUUAUUCUACACCAUUUUACCACAAAAAACAAUACUAAAACAUUCACUUUUCCGUGAGGUCCAACAAAGGCUGUCAUAGCAUUAGCUCCAUUUAUAUUUCCUAAAUGGAUAAAAGGAAUCAUAGAUGGUACUUUUUUUUUUGCAUCAAACAUUGGUUUAUUUUGUAAGGUGCCAGCAAAAAAUGCCAAAUCAACUUAAAAAAAAAAAGACUUACUGAUAUUAAGCAUUUAUACAUGUACAGGAGGAAUCAUCCCGUUUCUACACAAGCCUUAACAAGGUUCCCACACCACACCUUUUGACUAAAGAAUUUCCAUUCCUUUUCCAGUCAUGUGCGAUAUCUGGAUAAGGAUUUGACCAAAAUCAUGUUCUAUUAGGGGUGGGUGAUAUGACCAAAAUCUUAUCACGAAUUCACUCAUUUUAUAAUCAAUGAUAUCACUACAGCUAAAUCUCAAAAAUAAAUAAAAUAAUAUCGCAAUGCCUUUUUUUGAUUAUCCAGUAAUUGAAUUAAAUACUCAUGAAUCAUUUUCUCUUUACACUUAUGUUUUUUAUAAUAAUAAUAAUUUAAUUUCACACAUUACACAUUUGCACAUAUACAAUGAAAUAAUUUCACAUAUCCCAGCUAAGCCAGGGUCAGCCAUGAUACAGUGCCCCUGGAGAAGAUAGGGUCAAGGGCCUUGCUCAAGGGCCCAACAGUGUCAUCUUGGCAGUGCUGGGGCUUGAACCCCCCAACCUUCUGAUCAGUAACCCAGAACCUUAACUUCUGAGCCACCACUGCCCCCAAAACGUGCCUAAUGUUGUUUAAAAUGUCUCAUACAAUAGAUUUACAUGCAUCCAAAAACAUUUUAAUUUGCUCAAUUUAAACUGCAGCAUUACCUUUUUAUUCCCCCAGUGUCAAAAACGACUCGUUCAAUUGAUCUGUUCUACAUGAUUCUUCUAAACUCCUCCUUUCAGAGAGCCUACUCUGCUCUGAUUGGUCAGAUGUCCCAGUCUGUUGUGAUUGUUUUACUGCUUAGUGUAGUGUUUGAGGGCGGGACAAAGCUGUUCGCGAGCAGCCAAUGAAGACCAGAGGCGGGUUUUGUGUUACCAAAUUACUAGGUUAGUACAGUAAGUCUGGAAUUACUAACGACUCGUUUCAGGUGUUCAGAAUCGGUUCUUUCUUUUGAGUCAGUAACUCCAUUUGUCGUGCACUUUGAUUUUUGAAACUUUAAGACUUUGUUUUACAUUCACAAACAGCUAUAUAACUCACUACAUUAAAGGUAAUAUUUGAAAAACCAUAAUAGGUGCUCUUUAAAGUAGUCAUUAAAAAAAAUAAGCAUUCAAAAUCAACCUUACCACAAUGCUAAAUUUCAUAUUUCAGUCAGAUGUUGUUGACUAAUAUUAUAAAACUUUCCUCAAGAAACUUGACAUCUUCUGAAAGCAAUGCAACAAACGAAAUAAUCUUGAGUAAAAAAAAAUAUCCUUCCUAUCCUUGAUAACACUUUAGUCCUAGUCAUCUCUGUACACAAUAUUUGAAUAUCGGAAAGCAAAGCAGGUUUGUUUUCUAAUAUCUAACAUUAUUAGAACUGAAUUUUAUUAAGGGUGGCGUGUAGUUAAAAUCCGCAUGACCGAUUACACAAUUUCUGGCGCAUGACAUUUAGCCGUUUUCCUCGUCAGUGUUGGUUAGAAUGUCAGGCUCUCUCGCCGUUUGACUUCCAUAUCGCUUUAAGGUAAAAACUAAGAAUAAUUUAGGUUUGUUUGUGAUUAAGAGAAACCGGAUUGAGUAGCGUCAGUGAUCACACACUCUGCGUUCUUCUGUCUGUGGAGCACAAUCAGGAAGACUGCUGGAGAGGACUCGCGAGAGACAAUCACGUGAUACACAUCUGCGUGUGUGAGAUGAGACGCAUAUUCAGAAUGCUACAAGGUCAAUGAAUUUGCUUCGGCUGCCCGAAAUUUCGCUUGAGCGACUGCUGAAAAAGCACAUUAGUCAAUCAAGUGUCAAACUGGAAAGACGGUGGCUUUUGUGGAUGUUGUGGAGUUUUAACCAGUCAAACAAAAACUAAUUCACUGGCUUCAGGAUGUUUCUAUUCUCUAAAAAGAAGAAACCCAGUGAGGACUCCAAGAAACGCCUCGAGUACCAGCUGUGCUUGGCCAAAGAAGCAGGUGCUGAUGACAUUCUGGACAUUUCUACCUGUGAUCUUUCAGAGGUCCCCUCCAGUGCCUUCUCCAUGUGUAAAGUACUUCAGAAGAAAGUAUUAAUUCUUCAUGGAAAUGACUUGAGGUCACUUGUACCUAAAGGUUGCUGCAUUGGUGACUUAGCAACUUUGAUGGUGUUGGACCUGCAUGAAAAUAAACUCACAUCACUUCCUGAUGACAUAGGGAAGCUUUUGUCCUUGCAGGUGCUGAAUAUAGAAAAGAAUCUUAUAAAACAGCUGCCAGACUCUAUUGGUGAUCUACGGCAUCUACAGACACUUAAUGUGAAAGGGAACUGCCUUACUGUGAUUCCUGUGUCUGUGGGUCGCAUGAGCAGCCUGCGUACACUGGACAUAAGUGAGAACAGCAUCAGAGAACUGCCCAAAGAACUGGCUUCUGUUCGCACUCUGGAAAGCCUGAUUCUGGAUGCACAUGUUAUGAGCUAUCCUCCUGUGUCAGUGUGUAUGAGCGGCACAGAGGAAGUGCAGCGCUACCUGUGUUCAGAGAUGGAUCUGGAGUAUUGUCCUCCAUCCCAGUAUCUCCUGCCAGUGCUGGAACAUGAUGGAGUAAGGCAAGAUGUGGAUUGUGUUGACGGGGAGGAGAUGGCCUGGCAGAGCAGAUUCAUGGACUAUGAAAAGAAAAAGGAGCAGAAACAGCUGGAAAAGUUGAUCUUUGAGAAAGAGCUAGAAGAGAAACAGAGAGAGCACACUCAACUCCUCUUCCUCAACAACUCCCGCAAAGAGGACGUCCUGAUGUCUGUCAAACAGGAGCAGGAACGGUUGGAGUUAGGUGUGUCUCAGCAGCAGAAGACCCAGGAAGCAGAGAGACAGAAAAUGCUGGAUAAAGUGCGUCAGACAGAGAACACUAUCAUGAGCCGUGUCUCUGACCUUGUGCUUCAUAACAAACGACAGGCAAAGAGUGCUGCAUUUCUGCAAGCUCUGGAGGAGGACCGAAUACGAAUGGAGCACCUUACUGCCAUCACACAGGAAGAAGCUGACUCUUUGAGAAAGAAAGAGGUGGCAAGUGCCAUGCAGAGGAUGCUGUCUGAGAGCUACUCUCUUCAGUUACUGCAGGAGGCCAGUGAAGCCAAGAAACAGAUGAUGGUUUCUGAGGCCAGCAGGAGUUUGGACUGUUUGGAUAAGAAGUUUGUCCAAGUGUUGUGCCUGCAGCAGCUAGACAAAAGAAAAGCCAUUAGUAAGAUCCUUCAAGAGGAGGAAAUGCAGAAAGCCGCCUUUGAAGCCCUUCAGCUCCAGAAGGACAGUGUGCAUGCUUACAUUCGCAAUCAGAUAAAACUCAUAGAGGCAGAGUUAAUGCUGCUGACAAAGCUGGAGGUUAAGAGGAGGAAUUUGGACACUGAGAACCUGCAGGAGGUUCUCGCCGAGCAGAGGACAGCUCUGACUGACCUGCUGCAGCAGUUAUUAAAACAGAAGGACCAGAGAGAGGAGGAGCUCAGGCUGGUUCUGAUGGAGAUGGAGCAGAAGAGUGAAUCCAAUCAGCAAAACUACUGGAUGAUCCAAUACCAAAGACUCCUGGAUGCCAAACCGCUGUCUCUGCGUAUGCAGGAGGCGGCUGUGGAUAGGGAUCUUGGAAAUCUGCUUUGCAAACUCUCUGCUCAACACUAUCUGCCAAUCAUAGCUCACCACCGAAUCACUGCUGAGGCCUUGCGACACAUGACCACCAAAGACCUCAGCAAGCUGGGAAUCAAUGAGGUUGGUGUUCAGAAAGCUCUUCUCCACUGGGCCAGAGAACGCACUCUGUCUGACCCAUUCCCUAAAGCAGCCAGAGAGGUACAGGAAACUGGUCCAACCACUCCUAGUGCCCCAGUGCAGCAGCAUCUCACUCCUCCACUGACCCCCACAUCCCCCAAUCCUGAUGGACCCAGCAGCUCUGAAUGUGUGGUGUGCAUGGAACAUGAAUCACAGAUGAUAUUCCUGCCAUGCGGGCAUGUGUGCUGUUGCCAGACCUGCAGCGAUGCCCUGCAGUCCUGUCCUCUGUGUCGUAGUUCUAUAUCUCAACGUGUUCGCCUUUACCAUGGCUGAAGCUGCGGAGCUUCCACAACGUCCUUCCAUGGUCUACACCUCAUUCAUUGAUGUUGUUCCUUCCUCCCAUUUGCUGCAUGAAAUUGUGAUGUGUGAAACUUCAAGCAUUUUAAAAGUUACUGGAUUUUCUCAUACUCUCCAAUUACAACUAGCCAAUCAAAGAGGAACUCACAGUUUUCCUUAACAACCACAGGGCGGCACCAUGAAUCGUGGCUUCCGUUAUAUAUCAUGGACCACUAUCACGUUCUGGGAAAAGGUGCAUAGAGCAAGAAAUGUAUCCACUAGCAUAAAGUCUAGUUAAAUUGUUUUCAUUUAAAACAAAGCCAUAGACAUUCAAUUCAACUAAAAGCAGGAAAGUAUUUGAAAUCUACUCUUUUUUUUUUUUUUUUAACUACAUUUUAAUUAGCUGCAUGUUCUAGUAGAGCUAAAUCUAUAACUACACACUUCCCUUCGCCCUACCAAGUUUUUCUGGUGUCAGCAUGGUACAAUAGGACCAACCUCCACCAUUACAGUACAGUGGCAUCAGAAAGUAUUUUAAUACCUUGACCAAACUUGGUUGUUAUUAAAGUAAUUGUCAGAUUUUUAUUUUUAGUAUAAAUUUCGAAGACAUCUAAAAUUUUGAUUUUAACAUUAUAGAGACUUCUAGAAUCUAGAGACUUUUACAGUAGUGGAGAUCAGUGGUAAAACCCCCAUUUGGUUUGACAGAAUAGGAGGUAAUAGGUAGAUAGGCAGAAGGUGAAAUCUUUCUGAAGACAUUGUAUGUUGCUAUAUAACACUCAAAGGACUCAACCUGACAAAAGCACUUCCCUUUUUACAUUGUGUCAUCCGUACAGCUUCAGUGACAUUAGUGAUCAUAUUUAGUGAAAAAUAUUACACAAAUACCCUGUUCUUACAUCAAUCUGAAUCUGUCUUCAUCCAAGUGCUCUUACUGUAUGUGCAAGUAUGCAUUUCAAGUUGCUUCUGUAUAGAACAUAAAAUAACUCAAUCUGCCCACAUGUCUGUAAAUAAAACAAUAUUACAUUUUCUUGAAAUAGUGUUUAUCAGCAUGAAAAAUCACAUCUACUGUAUACAUCUGAAAAUUACAAAAUACAGCUAUGUUUUAUGGACCAGUCAAUUUCCUUCAUGUCUUGCAUCUCCCAUUUAAGAAAAAAUAGGAACGCUGUUUGAAUUUAAGUAGAAUGUGCAAUCCUAAAUACAUGGCAGUGUAUGAACCAAAAAGUCUUUCAAAUUUUAGUAGCAGGAGUUAGUAUAACCUUUUUAUUUCUCUUUCUAGGAACUUGUAGACAUUAUGGGCAUUUUGGUCAUACACACACCACUUUCUCUGUGACCCCCCAAGUGAGAUUGAAUCUCAAUGUUAAAUUCAUUGUGAAGCCAUUACAUACUGUAUUUCCCUUUGUUAUUCACAUAUUCCUGAUACGUGUAGGAGAAUGUGGGUUAUCACUACUGUCUGACUUAUGCAAAAUAAACCUGCUAGAUAAUGUGUCCUGGUAAAAAUGAGAAGAACUACCUUGUACAUACACAUUUAUUUCAAAAUAUUAAAUUACAUAUAUUAUUACA
This is a messenger RNA of Myxocyprinus asiaticus (Chinese sucker), 5898 nucleotides long. RefSeq names its product E3 ubiquitin-protein ligase LRSAM1-like. Lineage: Eukaryota; Metazoa; Chordata; Actinopteri; Cypriniformes; Catostomidae. Gene Ontology annotation, molecular function: protein binding. The transcript has 25 exons. The record is from RefSeq and is a predicted model, not a curated record. Bases 2188 to 4341 code for a protein of 717 amino acids.